UUAUUUAUACCAUGUUGCCGUCAUUAUAGCAGAAGAAACCGCCAAGAAUGGACAGUUACAGAUUCGGGACCGUUGACUAUAUUGUGUUCCUCGGUGUGACCAUAAUAUCCAUUGCGAUAGGACUGUAUUUCGGGUUCAUAAAAAAGACCAAAAAGGAAUCGCCUGCAAAAUCCCAUCAGAUCUUUGCUUCGAAAAAGAUGGACGAGUAUCUGAUGGGAUCGCGCAAUCUAAAAGUUUUCCCCGUUGGAAUGAGUUUGAUAGCCAGCUGUUUAUCUGCCAUUGCAAUAAUAGGCACUCCUUCAGAAAUUUACUACUAUGGCAGCCAAUAUUGUCUUACUGUUGUAGCAAUUAUACUCCAAGGAGUAGUCGUAUCCUAUGUCUAUUUGCCUGUGUUCUCGGCUCUUAAAGUUAACUCAUCGUACGAGUACUUGGGCAUGCGUUUUCACUCGGUUAUUAGAAGCAUAAUUUCGAUAAUUUUUGUACUAGAUGUGAUCUUAUAUUUGCCUCUUUUGGCAUAUCUUCCUGCUCUAGCUCUGAAUCAGGUUUCCGGACUCAAUAUAUAUAGUAUAGAAGCUUUAACUAUAUUGGUGUGCGUUAUCUAUACUUUAUUGGGCGGCUUAAAAGCAGUGGUCCAUACCGAUAUCUGGCAGGUUGUGAUCAUGUUUGUUUCUGUACUGGUUGUAACUAUUUUGGCAACAUGUUACAUCGAAGAUGGAACUGAGUUUUUCGAAGGGUUGAAGCAGGGAGGUCGUCUUAUUCUUCUUAAUAUUGAUCCCUCUCCAUAUGCUCGUCACACCGUUUGGAGCGUUAUAAUCGGUGGCACUUUCUUUUGGACCUCACUUAAUGCGGUAAACCAGACGGUGGUUCAUCGUUAUAUGUCUUUGCCUUCUUUGAAAAUGGCAAGAACUGCUAUCGCCUUCAUGGUAAUUGGAGCAGUCUUCUUUACUUCCGUUGUUUGCUUUUUGGGAUUGCUUAUCUUUAAUGCCUACAAGGAUUGUGAUCCAUUGAGUGCUGGUUUAAUUAUGAACGACGACCAACUGGUGCCCCUUUUCGUGGUAAACAAUUUGGGCCACAUCUACGGAAUGCCCGGUCUUUUUAUUGCCGGUGUCUUUGGAGCCAGUUUGAGUUCCCUCUCCGUGUAUUUAAACUCCACGUCGCUAGUGAUUCUUCAAGAUAUAGUCCGUGGUUGUUUUAAAAUGCAGCCAGGCGAACGGGCAUCGACGAUUGUGGUAAAAUCUAGCGUCGUUAUCCUGGGAAUCGUAUCAUUUGCUAUGGUAUUUCUCCUGGAGAAGGUGAGUGGUAUCCUUAGUGUCUCCAUUUCGUUAGCGGCCCUAGCGGCUAGCUCCACUUUUGGAAUCUUUACCCUGGGAAUGCUGGUUCCCUGGGCGAAUACCAUGGGCGCAGCUGUGGGAGGAAUCACCUGCGUUCUCCUAACAGGCUGGAUAUCUUUUGGAUCCCAGGUUGCUGCGGCAUCGGGACAACUAAAUUCCCAACGACUUCCGGUGUCCGUUGAGGGAUGCUUGGUUAAUGCGACAAUCUCAGAAAAUGUUUGGGUGGACGAAGAGAAUGUGUUUCCGCUGUACCGUCUUUCGUUUUAUUGGAUAAACCCCAUAGGAGUUCUCACAGUGGUCGUUGUGGGUUCUCUGGUCUCUCUGGUAACUAAACCCACAGAUAUCAAGACUCUCGAUACGAAUUUGAUAUCCCCCGUAAUCCAUAGAUUCCUUCCAAAAGAAUACUUUAAAGUGCGAAGUCAUCACGAGAAGGAUAUAAAUGAUUAAAUUUUACUAAAAUAAUGAAAAAAUCAAACAUAGUCUGAAAAAAAAAGUUUUUCUUAAAAUGUAUACGGCAU
This is a messenger RNA of Drosophila subpulchrella, 1849 nucleotides long. RefSeq names its product sodium-coupled monocarboxylate transporter 2-like. Gene Ontology annotation, cellular component: membrane. The transcript has 10 exons. The record is from RefSeq and is a predicted model, not a curated record. Bases 48 to 1778 code for a protein of 576 amino acids. Gene Ontology annotation, biological process: transmembrane transport; sodium ion transport. Lineage: Eukaryota; Metazoa; Arthropoda; Insecta; Diptera; Drosophilidae. Gene Ontology annotation, molecular function: symporter activity.